AUGAGUUUCAAUUCUCAAGCAGAUAAGAAAGCACCAGUACCGAAUAAUAAUGCUCAAAAAGUUUCUCUGUUGGGUGGAUUCAUUGCCGGCGGUGUGGCGGCAUGUGGGGCAGUGACAUUUACCAACCCCAUUGAGUUGAUCAAGACGCGAAUGCAGCUCCAAGGCGAAUUGUCGAAAACAAAAAAGGGACAAACCAGGCUUUACAGGAACCCGUUUCAAGCGUUCAAAGUCAUUUACCAGCACGAGGGAAUCCGCGGUUUGCAGCAAGGGCUUGUAUGUGGAUACUACUACCAACUCGGGUUGAAUGGUUGCAGAAUCGGCCUCUAUGAACCAAGCCGAUACUACAUCACAAGGGUCUUGAUGCCGUCGAAAAUAGUCAACGGCAGAGCACAGGAAAACUUGUUGAUCAAUGUCCUAGCAGGGUUUACUUCGGGGGCAGCGGGCGCCGUGCUUGCAUCGCCGUUUUUCUUGAUCAAAACACGAAUGCAAUCAUUUUCCAAAACAGGCGCCGUGGGCCAGCAAACUCACUAUACAGGAACAUGGGAUGGAAUCCGACAAAUUUACAAACACGAAGGGUUGCGCGGGCUAUAUCGUGGUGUCGAUGCAGCUGUACUUCGUACUGGUGCUGGGUCGUCGGCCCAGUUGCCAGUGUACUACUUGACGAAAAACUUUGCCUUGAAGCACCAUUUGGCGCGGGACAACAGCUUUUUGUUGCAUUUCAUAAGCGCUUCGAUGGCAGGGUUGGGCGUUGCCAUUGUGAUGAACCCUUGGGACGUUGUGUUGACCAGAAUGUACAACCAAAAGGGCAACCUAUACAAGAGUCCCUUGGACUGUUUCAAAAAGAUUAUUUCCAUCGAAGGACCCAUGGCCUUGUAUAAAGGUUUCUGGGCCCAGUUGUUUCGAGUUGGUCCUCACAGCAUAUUGACAUUGAUGUUUAUGGAACAGUGUAUGAAGGCUAUGGUUGAGAUUGAAAGUAAACUCAAGAGAUUCCAAUGA
Messenger RNA from Lodderomyces beijingensis, 996 nucleotides. The record is from the annotation of a GenBank genome assembly. Lineage: Eukaryota; Fungi; Ascomycota; Pichiomycetes; Serinales; Debaryomycetaceae.